Molecule: messenger RNA, 1081 nt
Organism: Setaria italica (foxtail millet)
Lineage: Eukaryota; Viridiplantae; Streptophyta; Magnoliopsida; Poales; Poaceae
Exons: 1
Coding region: 207-791 (194 amino acids)
Source: RefSeq, a predicted model, not a curated record
UGCAACUCUGCACUGAUGACCCGAUUGCGCAGUGUUGUUGCCAUGCUUUCACCCUCAUUUCGGAUGCUCCCAUUUCCGGUCGAUUUCUCUUUGCCUGGCUUGUAAGCUAAGCUGCCAACAAAUACUGCUCCUCGCACUGUCGCACAGGCCAAAGCAUACUUCAGUUGAGCUAAGAACAGAGUCGAUUAGAGUUGGUGUGUGCCGUCAUGGCAAGGCCUCUGCUCCAGCCCAAGGCCGAUCGCUCGACAACCGCGUUCCACGCCGGAGCGCCGGCGACGACAUAUGUCCUCCUCGCCGUCGUCUUCGUUACUGCGGCCGCCGUCGCUGCGAUCGUCGUCUCCCUCUGCACCAGCGGCAAGAACGCCAGGCCGCGGAAGCAGCGCCGGUCGUCGCUGGCGCCGGCGCCGCAGGAGCAGGAGCAGGAAAACUACAGCGGCGGCAGGAGCAAGCCGCAGCUACUCGCCAGCCUCAGCGGCGUCGGCGUCAAGGCGGCCGCGGUGGCCAAGAUGGUCUCAUGGAACCGGCGGUCGCCGCCGGCUCCGGCGGGCGGGUGGAGCGGCGGCAGCGACGACGACGACGUGGCCGCCGACGGCGGCGCUCUAGCGGAGGACGAAGAGGCGCUGUGGAAGAAGACCAUCAUCAUGGGCGACAAGUGCCGCCCGCUCGAGUUCUCCGGCCACAUCGCCUACGAUUCCGACGGCAACCGGCUGCAGCCUCCGACGCCGGCGCCGGCCAAGGAGGACGCCGCGGCCGGUGCUGCCGACUUGCCGAGGCUUAGCAACGGCAUAUAGAUGCGUGCAGCGUGCGUACGUGGCCCCGCAGCUGAGAGUUCGACUGGUAAGGUGUGCGCCUGAGACUGAGAGGUCGUUGCAUCUCGUCAACUCGUCCGUGCCGUGUGCUCAGGCUGCUAGCUUUGCUUGGCCCCCCGUGUCUGAGUGUCUCCAUGGAUUUUGGAUAACCGAAGGUGUUGGGAUCGAUUGUCUAAACCUCGUCGAGUCGAGGCGGACACCCAUAUCGCUCUGAUGAAGCGUUUCGCCUUUUCUUCAAACUGAAUCAAAGUGGUGCAAGAGAGAUUCAAAUA